Molecule: messenger RNA, 1991 nt
Organism: Andrographis paniculata
Lineage: Eukaryota; Viridiplantae; Streptophyta; Magnoliopsida; Lamiales; Acanthaceae
Product: PTI1-like tyrosine-protein kinase 3
Exons: 8
Coding region: 334-1422 (362 amino acids)
Biological process (GO): protein phosphorylation
Molecular function (GO): ATP binding; protein tyrosine kinase activity
Source: RefSeq, a predicted model, not a curated record
UCUCUCUCUCUCUCUCUCUUUCAGUGGUUUCUUUGAUUUGCCUGGUUGUCUGCGCACCUGUCGUCACCCCUGCGGAUCCCCUUUUUUGUUAUUUUAAGAUUUCUGUAUGCCAAUGGUCUCUAUUUUGCAAGAAUUUGGGUAUUUUUCAUUUGUGCAGAGGAAGACUAAAAAAAGGGUGGAAAAGGCUGGCGUAGAAAGAGUCGCGCAGAAGCAGAGAAUUAAAGGCGGGCAAGGCACUCUGGAAAAAAGGGUCAGGAAUCUGCUCCUGCUUCCUUUGUACGUUUAGAGAACAAGAGUGUCGAGGACGAUCUCUAUUUCAGAAGGAGAUCAAGGAUGCGUAGGUGGUUGUGUUUCACUUGUAACAUAGAGGAGUCCUCCUCAUUCGAUGAACAUGAGCGCCGCAAAAGCACUGGGAAUUAUGCUGAUGGACAUCAGAGAGCCGCUAAGGCAUCGGCUCCAGUGAAGCCUGAAGUGCAGAAAUCUGUGCCACCUAUUGAGGUACCUUCUCUAUCGAUCGAGGAACUGAAAGAGAAAACUGACAAUUUCGGAUCAAAAGCUUUAAUUGGUGAAGGAUCUUAUGGAAGAGUAUAUUUUGCACAACUGGAUAGCGGGAAGGAGGUUGCCCUCAAGAAGCUCGAUGUGUCAUCUGAGCCUGAUUCAAAUGUUGAGUUUUUGACUCAGGUUUCUAUGGUGUCUCGGUUGAAGCAAGAAAACCUUGUUGAAUUGCUUGGUUACUGUGUAGAUGGCAACCUCCGUGUCUUAGCCUAUGAAUUUGCAACCAUGGGUUCACUGCAUGAUAUUUUACAUGGAAGGAAAGGAGUGCAAGGGGCACAACCUGGUCCAGUUCUUGACUGGCUGCAAAGAGUUAGAAUUGCGGUUGAUGCUGCAAGAGGCCUGGAAUAUUUGCACGAGAAGGUUCGGCCAUCGAUAAUACAUAGAGAUAUCAGAUCCAGUAAUGUACUUCUCUUUGAAGACUACAAAGCCAAGAUUGCAGAUUUUAACCUUUCAAAUCAAGCUCCUGACAUGGCUGCUCGGCUUCAUUCUACUAGAGUUCUGGGUACAUUUGGUUAUCAUGCACCAGAAUACGCAAUGACAGGACAAUUGACGCAGAAGAGUGAUGUCUACAGUUUUGGGGUUGUUCUGCUUGAGCUUUUAACAGGAAGGAAACCUGUUGAUCAUACCAUGCCGCGUGGACAACAGAGUCUUGUAACUUGGGCCACUCCAAGAUUAAGUGAGGACAAAGUCAAACAAUGUGUUGAUCCCAAACUUAAGGGAGAGUACCCUCCAAAAGGGGUUGCCAAGCUUGCUGCUGUUGCUGCACUGUGUGUGCAGUACGAAGCUGAGUUCCGUCCCAAUAUGAGCAUUGUGGUGAAGGCUCUCCAGCCUCUCCUAAGGUCGGCUGUCCCUGCUCCAGAGAGCUAGCUAUAGCUAGCAUCAGUAAGUAAGAGCUGCCUGCGAUGGUUGUUUCUGCGAGUUUUUGCGGAGCAUGCACAUAUUUUUGCAUGGGCAUCUAUAAUUAUUAUAUGCAUCAAUCAAUCGCUUUCAUUCCUUUCUAUUGGAAAUUAGACAUCUUGUUGGAAAAAUAUGAAUAGUGAUGCAUGGGCUGUGGGCUUGAUUUUAGAUUCCUAUAUAUCCUCUAUCUAUCUAUAUUAUAUGUUGCUCUCUCUCUCUCUCUCUCUCUAAGGAGCAAAAGAAUGUUACUGUGGAUUCUUGAAAAUCAUGGAGACAUUGGGUUUAUUAUAAUUUUUUUUUUAUUUUUUAUUUUUUACUUUUUAUUUUUUACUUUUUAUUUUAUUGGUGCUAAUGUGUGCUGAUAAGUACAUACAUAUAUAUAUAUAUAUAUAUGUGUGUAUGGAUAUGGUUGGGUUUGGGAGUGAAAUACACAUUUUGUUUGUAUGUAUUAUUUCUGUGUGGAUUUCGUCAUAUUCAUAUGAAAUGUUCAGAUAUUACUACAUUCAUCGUUAAUCUUUGAGAAUGAGGUGUGUUCCUUU